AUGAGCAACUCAGCAGCAAAAAGAAGUGCGCUACGAAGACCACAACGUCAACUACUUUCCAUCGCUUUAACAACUUUAAUAAUAAUAGGCGCAUUAUUUGUGCAGACAACAAGUGGAUUUAGAUCAAUUGAAACGAGUGGCGGUGGACGCAAACUGUUUGGCGGCUAUCGAAUAACACCAAAGCAUUGUCGCGCUACGAAGACACUACCCAGCUCGGACCCCCGAUCCAAUGGACCCACAAUCUGCAUGUUCAAUCACGAAUGCGCCCAACGCGGUGGCGAAGUGGUCGGAGCCUGUAUGGAUGGCUUUUUGUUCGGGGCUUGCUGCCAAAUACCACAGACAAACGAACUGGCCAGCACGCUAAUCAACGAUGCGCAGAACUCGUACUUCCAACAGCAGCAGCAACAGAAGCUCCAUAUGCAAAAUUCUGCUGCAGCCGUCUCACAGUCCUAUGAGAGCUAUGGGGAGCAGCAGCAGUUGAGUGAGAGCCAGUCCCAGGAACAAAAGUAUCCGUCGGCAUCGGCACAGCAACCGCAACAGGAUAGCAUCUACGAUAAGCAGAACAUUGACAAGGUCUAUCAGCAACUAAGCAGCAGCACAACGAGCAAUGGAUAUGUGGUGGAGCACGCCAGUCAGUCGCAGCAAGAUUCUUACGGUGUCACUCAGGCUGGCACCACUGCCGAGCUGGAGAACGAGGCGACUCUAAAUACGGACAACGAAGCGUCGAGUUCCAAUGCCGUAGACACCCAAAAGAAGCAACCGCCCGCCAUUCAUGUGCACAAGCAUUCGGUGAAGAUCUCAUCACCAUCGUCACCGCCGCACAACGAUGAUUUUGUCAUGCAAGUACUGAGCACUCUGCCUCCAGAGCAUGAGAACGACCAUAUCGUGUUUACGACAGAGGUACCCACCAAGAUUGCCAGCAGUAUUGUCGAACAAACCAGCUCCGAGUCGAGUUCGUUUGAAGAAGAGCCACCAGCAACACAAGCGCCUUCAAAGCCAAAGCCUUUACUGCCUGAGACACAGAAGCUAGCCGAAACCAUGAAACGCCCAGUUCAUCAACAGAAGCCUAAGCCGGUAUCACCAGCCCCCACUCAUCAGUCGGAGCACACGAAUAUGCACCACCAUAACCAUUUGAUACUAGACGGCGGCGAAUUCACACACAGCGACAUAACACAUCCAGGCGCUGAUGCCGACCUUGUAGAGGAUCUGCAGUUCUCCACUGGCUAUGGGCCGCAACCGGUAUUCGCGGACCCACCUAAACACCCUUCCGAACAAAGCUACGUCUCCUCUUCCUCUCCCGCUUCCUCCGCCGAGGACAAAUAUGUAUUGGUGCAGACUUUUACCAGUGAAAAGCGUCCAUCUAAUGUCCAGAGCAGCCCAACAACUGUGUCUUCAAUUACCACGCACGUAGAUUCAAUUGAGUCCAUCAUACUGCAACUGAACAAUACCAGCCAUGGACCCAGCUACAAUUUAGUCAGUCAGACUGCACCACAAAACGCAUACGCAGAAGACACCACUACUUUAAGGCCUGCCCCACCAGCAUCGACAGCCAGUUACUAUCAGGAAAGCGAUACCAAUCGUCCAAUGGACAACUACUAUAAUUCCGAAGCUGAUAAGACGCAAGAAUCUAGCGACUAUACGACCAGCGUUAAUUCGAAUGCGGUGUACAAUAAACAUUCGGAAGAACAAGAGGCUUUGGAAACGUCGGCCCAAUCUAGCGAAUACGCAGCGCUACAAGCUGCUGAACAGCCUACAGCCCGGCCCAGCUAUAGCGAAGAUUCGUCGUUGGUACUGGAUGAGCAUACAAUUCCCUCAAAUGGUUACAAUGACGCAGCUGCUGAAGUGGCUCCACAAACCUCGCAAUUCAACAAAAUGCCGGCUGUAGGCAUAGCAUACCCCGUUGACAUUUCCUACGUUGAAGAAGAGUCUAGCGAACCUGCGGCAUAUGGUCAACAGUCUGUCAGUUCAUUGGAAUCCGCUGCCCCUGCCAGCACCGAGGCCACCUAUCAGAAGAUUUCAACACCAUCAUACCCUGAAGAACCUCAAUCUCCACCUGUAUACCUGCGGCCAACUACCAACGCAAACAAGCCGAAUAGACCUGUAGCAUCCUACAUAGGCAUGAUCACAAUGCAGAACUACAACAAGCAACCAUCCAGCCAAUACAGCCAGGUGCCCGCAGAGGUUUCUGUGUCCUCGCAUACGACAAAAGUCCAGGAACAGUAUGCCGAUGGAACUUCAGAUAGCUACCAGCAGCAGACUUCACCACAGCAGCCGGACAAAUUGGCUAGUUACGGUGUAGGUUCUGAGACCACACCAGUUCCUGCAUAUACACGACCUGCCUCAACGGCUAGUUACCUUCCUUCGACUGCAGCGUUUCCGGUAUCUCAACCUCAAUACGACAACGUGGUGUACGAAACUUCAUCUGCGCGCCCUGUACUGGUGACUGCAAGCCCGAAGCCACGCCCAAGGCCGAGUACCAAGCGGCCAGGUGUUAAGAGACCCUCUAACAAUAGUAAUACGAAGAAAAAAACACCCAAGCCACAGGUCGCUAAGCAACCAAGUAAUAACUACAAUCAAGAAGCUCAAUCAACUGCUUCCUAUAGCACGACAGAAAAUAUAACGAGGCGACCUGCGACGCAGCCGGCCAAUAACUUUAAUGUGGGAGAUGUCUUUAACCAGCCUGCUGCCAAUUAUAACGAUGAACCUGAGGAUCAACAGGUUUACCAGGAACCGCCAACAGCGCCAGUCGCAACUUAUAACAAACCACAAAAGCUUGCACAACCCGCCCUGAGCUAUAACGAGGACACAGGUGUGCAACCCUCUCUCAGCUAUAAUCAGGAAAUCGCUAGCUCUCCCACUCGUCGCACCAGUACGAAAAAACCGGGAGGUAAAAAGCCAGUAUCCACAAGCUAUGUUACUGGUCCUAGUACGCCGCGUCCAGCACCUACCGUCGACUAUCACUACGAUAAAGUGCCACCUCUAUUCAUGGCUGAUGAUAAGAUGGACGCCUUCAUUCAAAGUACAGCAGAGAACAUUAUUGGUUCCACGCCGGCUAAUUACCAGCCUCCAAUAUAUGCCACCGCCUCGACACCAAUUCAUGUCCAGCGCCCCACCAAUAACUACAGUGCGCACAAGAAGCCCGGUUUUGUGCAAAUAAAUGGCACACCAAAGCCACCCAGGCCCACUGUGCUCAUUACUCCCAAGCCUACAGCUAUAAAUCUAGUCACGUCCAGCUCCUGGACCCAGAUACACGGAAUCGGAGGCAGCAAGAUUGAUUCCAAUAAUGGAUACCCAUCGACCACUCCUAUUCCAGCGUAUGGUAGCACAUCCUAUAUAUACAGCUCUAUGGCGACAGGACGACCAGGCAACGGUGGUGUCAGUUCAGUAUCGUACACCCAACAGCAGCCGGUAAGCUCCAACGAUUUCGAGGAUCCGGGCUACUUUGGCAUGCAAAGCAACGUACACCCGGCCUUUACACAAUCCACCACAGAAGCGGUAUUUGCGGUGCCUGCCGAUGACAAACCCGCCUUCCCUGGCUACUACGGGCCCACACCCACCUAUCCGGCAUUCUCUGUGCCCGGUGAAAAGAUCGGUGCAAACAUUGAAGAAGAAACCUACACCUCACCCAACGACUUCGUCAACUUCCCGCCCGUGCGCAAUCCAAAUCUAAACAUGUCCGCAGUAUCAAGCGCUGUGACUAGCGACCUUGAGCUAUCCACGCCCGCUUUUGUCGAGGAUAUUGUGCUGAAGGAUAAAAUGAACACCCUGGUGCACAAACUGGUUGCCUCUUUGCAGGGCAACUUCGAAGCUCUGGCUGAUAUGAUUGACGAUGCAAACAACACGGCCUCUACGUACCAGGCAGGAGGCGGUAGCACGACCGGUACACGCAAGCCCACCCGUAAGCCGGUGCGCGUGGCAUCGACAAGUAGGCCCAAAGCAACAACCAAAAAACCUGUGACACGAGUGUCGACUAAAGCGCCCAACAAGAAGACAACAGUGACAACCCGCAAGCCUGCAACACGUCGAACCACCGUCGUACCUUCCACUACUCGCAGACCCGCUUCUCGAAAACCUACGCGCCGCGUUAGCUCGACAACUAUAAGCUCCGCGCGACCCGCUGAUGAUGAAAUUGUGGACGAGGAGGAUGAAGAGGAUGUCAAUCCUAAUCCUCAGGAAAAUGAAAUCGAUCAGGGUGCCACACUCAGCUCGUAUGGCGGUGCCAACGGACGUAAAAUCCAAUGCGGCGUACGUCCACAUGUCAAGUCCGGCCGUAUUGUCGGGGGCAAAGGCUCAACUUUUGGCGCCUUUCCCUGGCAAGUGCUGGUGCGCGAGUCCACUUGGCUCGGACUCUUUACGAAGAACAAAUGUGGCGGCGUCCUGAUCACCAGUCGCUAUGUCAUAACAGCCGCGCAUUGCCAACCGGGUUUUCUGGCCUCACUGGUGGCUGUUAUGGGCGAGUUUGAUAUUUCCGGUGAUUUGGAGAGUAAACGUCCAAUUACGAAAAAUGUCAAAAGCGUCAUUGUUCAUAUUCAAUACAAUCCGGCCACCUUCGAAAACGAUUUGGCUCUACUCGAGCUGGACAGUCCAGUGCAAUUCGACACACAUAUAGUGCCCAUUUGCAUGCCCAACGAUCACGCGGACUUCACGGGCCGAAUGGCCACAGUAACAGGAUGGGGUCGUCUGAAGUACGGCGGCGGCGUGCCCUCCGUUUUGCAGGAGGUGCAGGUGCCAAUUAUCGAAAAUAGCGUCUGCCAGGAAAUGUUCCACACCGCUGGUCAUAAUAAGAAAAUACUCAACUCCUUCCUGUGCGCCGGCUACGCCAACGGACAGAAGGACUCGUGCGAGGGCGACAGCGGUGGUCCCUUGGUAUUACAACGUCCGGACGGGCGGUACGAGCUUGCCGGCACCGUUUCUCAUGGCAUUAAAUGCGCGGCGCCCUAUCUUCCUGGCGUUUACAUGCGCACCACAUUCUACAAGCCCUGGCUGCGAAGCAUAACGGGUGUGAAAUAG
Scaptodrosophila lebanonensis is the source of this 5010-nucleotide messenger RNA. It is a transcript of the gene flz, whose product is annotated as serine protease lint. The transcript has 8 exons. The coding region runs from base 1 to 5010 and encodes 1669 amino acids. Lineage: Eukaryota; Metazoa; Arthropoda; Insecta; Diptera; Drosophilidae. Gene Ontology annotation, biological process: proteolysis. Gene Ontology annotation, molecular function: serine-type endopeptidase activity. The record is from RefSeq and is a predicted model, not a curated record.